CCACGUAAAAACUCCGUUUUCUCUCGCAGCCUAAACCAAUUUUCUAUGACGUAACGGCACUGCGUUUUCUCGUCGGAAAAAGGACAGAAACUAAAAUCAAUAUCACCAUAUACCUUCCGACACUCCAACAUACCGAGAAGCAGAGAGAUAGACGUUGGUUUAGAAAAUGUGCCUCCGCCACAUAGUUCGUUUAAAAACCAAAUUGUCGUUUAAAAUAAUCAUAAUGUAAAGUAGAAUAAGUUAGUGUAUAUAGACAAGCAAUGAAUUAGUACCUGAUACAUGUGAUUGUGAUAAUAUCUUCUUUCCAAGAUGUAUAAGAUCUUGGUAACUUUAGUGAUAUUAUUGAUAGCUAUUGCUACAGUAUCUAAAGCAGAAUGCCAAACGAGGCAAAUUUACUGUUACGAAUGCGAUUCUUGGUCAGAUAUGAGAUGUAAGGACCCUUUUAAUUACACAGCCCUGCCAAAGGACCAACCGCCACUCAUGACGUGUAAUGGAUGUUGUGUCAAAAUGGUCAGGAACGCCAAAUCACCAUAUGAAGUGGUUCGAAGGACGUGUACUUCCCAACUACAGAUCAACCUCUUCAUGGUCGACCAUGUGUGCAUGAUGGAAAGUAGCGGAACGGGUCACAUGUGCUUUUGUGAGGAGGACAUGUGCAACUCAGCACAAAAAACUGGUCCGCUAAGGACAGACACGGUUGUUUCGCUGCUGUUCCUCCCCUUAGUCUUGUUACUUUCACGCCUGUGCAUGAGGUAGAGAUUAUUUUAGAAACACUAGGCUGGUGAUGAUUAUUUUCUAUGCGUAGAAUAACCAAAUUAAUGUCAUCAGAUUCCCCUAUUUUCAAUUAAGUACAUUGCUUCAAAGUGAUAAACGGAUACGUAAAUGUAUGACCUGCGAAGAAUGGUACCUGCUAAACUAUACAUAUGACACUUUUAUGGCGGAAAUUUCAGUGCUACAUAAAUAACCAUUCCCAAAUAAUAAAGCACUCAAAAUCGAAACCAAAGUAAUAAUUUACGAAAUUUAUGUCAAUUAAACUAUUUAAGGAAAUACAGCUUUAGAUUUAAUUCGAUUCGGGGCCACCACCAUCGCCUGACCGAGGUUUUCGCUUUUCAGCGUCUUUGUGGUGUAUCCCAAAUUUAUUAUUUGAGAUUUAUUCCAAAUAAUUUAUUUUAACGUAUUAAAUAUCAAUAUAUUGAUUCUAAUUAUUGAGACAGUCACCAGAUGUCUGCACCAUUUCUUUCAGGGUUGCAAUGUCACGCGUAACUAAGAUAAAUUCAAAAUGCAUAGACACCAAGUUGGAUACGACCCUAUUCAUAACAUACCAACUCGCAUACAUAUUAAGAAAAAUAAAUAUAUAUGGAAGAAUAUAUUUAGAAAUUGAAUUUGAUGUCAUGCUACUAUACAUUAUACAUUUUAUAAUAGCAUGACAACAUUAAUUCAAUUUGUAAAUAUAUUCUUCCAUAUAUUUAUUUUUAAAGUGAAAACUUCUUUGGGGACGUUGUGCGAUUUUUUGGAUAGGAGAAAAAGCAUUGAAUUCGUUACCGUCAUCGCGACCGUCAUUGCAACCGUCGUCGCUUAUGCUAUAUAUUAUUUGUAUGUAUAUAUAAAUUGUGUAGAAGUAUUUAAAUUAACAGUAAAUGUAAAACCUAUUUUAGGAUGGGGAAAAAGGAUUUAUUUCGCGACCGUCAUCGCGACCGUCAUCUCUUCGACGAAAUUUUUGUACGUAUCUACAUUAUGUGUAUGUGUACAUAAAUUGUAUAGAAGUAUUUAAAUUUAAAAUAAAUGUAAAACCUAUUUUUGGAUGGGGAAAAAGGAUUUAUUUCGCGACGGUUUUAUUUAUAGGAUUUAAGGAUUUAUUUAUAUUUACUGAAGUGAAAACUUCUUUAGGGACGUUGUGCACUUUUUGGAUGGGAAAAUGUAUUAAAUUGGUGACCGUCAUCGCUUCGACGAAAUAAAUUUUUGAAGUGAAAAUUUCUUUAGGGACGUUGUGCACUUUUUAGAUGGGAAAAAAGUAUUGAGUUAGCGGCCGUCAUCGCUUCAAAGAAAUACAUUUUUGAAGUAAAAACUUCUUGAGGGACGUUGUGCACUUUUUAGAUGGGUAAAAAGUAUUGAAUUAGCGGCUGUCAUCGCGACCGUCAUCUCUUCGGCGAAAUAAAUUUUUGAAGUGAAAACUUCUUUUGGGGACGUUGUGCACUUUUUAGAUAGGGAAAAAGUAUUUAAUUAGAGAUCGUCAUCGCUUCGGCGAAAUAAAUUUUUGAAGUGAAAACUUCUUUAGGGACGUUGUGCACUUUCUGGAUGUGGAAAAAUUAUUAAAUUAGCGACCGUCAUCACUUCGACGAAAUACAUUUAUGAAGUGAAAACUUCUUUAGGGACGUUGUGCACUUUUGGGAUGGUAAAAGUAAUAAAUUAGCGACCGUCAUCUCUUCGACGAAAUAAAUAUUUGUAGUGAAAACUUCUUUUGGGACGUUGUGCAUUUUUUGGAUGGAAAAAAGUAUAAAGUUAGCGACCGUCAUCGCGACCAUCAUCGCUUCGAUGAAAUUGAUUUUUAAAGUGAAAACUUCUUGAGGGACGUUGUGCACUUUUUGGAUGGGGAAAAAGUAUUAAAUUAGCCACCUUCAUCGCUUCGACGAAAUAAAUUUUUGAAGUGAAAAUUUAUUUAGGGACGUUGUGCACUUUUUGGAUGGGAAAAAUUAUUAAAUUAGCCACCGUCAUCGCGACCAUCAUCGCUUUGACGAAAUAAAUUUUUGAAGUGAAACCUCCUUGAGGGACGUUGUUCACUUUUUGGAUGGAGAAAAGGUAUUAAAUUAGCAACCGUCAUCGCUUCGACGAAAUAAAUUUUUGAAUUGAAAAUUUAUUUAGGGACGUUGUGCACUUUUUGGAUGGGAAAAAGUAUUAAAUUAGCGACUCUCAUCGUGACCAUCAUCGCUUCGACGAAAUAAAUAUUUGAAGUGAAAACUUCUUGAGGGACGCUGUGCACAUUUUGGAUGGGGAAAAAGUAUUAAAUUAGGGAACGUCAUCGCUUCGACGAAAUAAAUUUUUGAAUUGAAAAUUUCUUUAUGUACGUUGUGCACUACUUGGAUGGGGAAAAAGUAUUGAAUUUGCGACCGUCAUCACUUCGUUGAAAUAAAUUUUGUACGUAUAUAAAUUAUGUGUAUGUAUACACAAAUAGCAUAGGGCAUACGCAUCACGUAUAUGGCAUCACUUCUUUUUGGAUGGGAAAAAAAGCAUUAAGCUCGUAAUUUAUUUACUAUAAGAAGUUUUCACUUCUGUCGGCACUCCCAUGAGUGCCUUCAAUUUUUUUUAUUAAUAUGUAUACGAGUUGAGGUGUUAUGAAUAGGGUCGUAUCCAACUUGGAUUUAUUAAUCGUUAGACAGUUAGAAUUAAACAAAUUUAUUCAUUGCGUUGACCAACUAUCCUUUUUUAAACAAUGUUUAUAUUAUAUAUUGGGCCACUGGUGGUGUUACUGAUAAAGCAACUAAUGGAGCCAUCAAAUUAAAAAACAAAUAAUAAUAAUAGUUAUUAUUAUUAUCCGCCCCGCUACUACAUAGAUCAAGUUAAAGUAAAGUAUCAAGUAAAAUAUAAUCUAGAGUUCUAGAGUAUUAUUAAUACCAAAUAAUACUAACAAUUAUGUUAUAAAAUAUCGCAUAUAGUUAGAACAUAUCAAAUAAAGCAAGAAAUAUUAAAGCAAUGAUUUUAACCCAUUUCUAGCGCGUCCAAUCAAAAUUUUGCCUCCACGAGACCAGUAGUAGAGUCUUGGUCUUGAGAGCGGGCAAUUUUGUUCUCAACUCGUUUAACAACACAAUUAUAUAACAAAGUAAAUCCAGGGGACAUGUGAUUCCCGGAGUAGGGCAUUCUCAUGUCCGAAGAUCAAAGAGGUCACGCCUGGUGGAGACCUGGCGGAGACGAUACCUCCCGACCCCAAUCGCAGAUAUAACGUUGGGAAUACUUUACUCGUUUUUAAUCUUGGAUACCGUAGGAAAUGAGGCAUCGGAGAGGCCUUUCUGAGGUGAUGCCGCUUUAGUAGGGGUAGCGUUAUUCACCUUUACCUUGACCAGCGUGCACAUUGAACACGUCAUUUUCAUUUAAUCGAAUACAAAGUACAAUACCGCUUGUAGUUUUUUAUUAAAUGAAUUAAGUGGGUUUCUUUUGUAUAACUAGUUUGAUGUUAUUUAGCAAUUCGUUAAAAGACUUCUUAAUAUUGAGAUCUGUCCAAUCAUGAAUGUUCUUUAACAAGGAAUACUGCAGGUCCUCUGCGGCCCUCCAUCUGCCUUUCUAUGAUUACUUUUGGGAGCUCAUAUCUCUGGUGUCUAGAUAUAUGUUCGAAUUAUACGGUAUUAAUGGUAAUGGAAUUAAUGGUAACUGAUAACAGUUCUCUGUUUUGUCCCAUUCUUCUCAAAACUUCUAAGAUCUUGAGAUUUAAGAUUAUGUGAUCCACCCGUGAUAUUCUAAGCAGUGGCGGCCGGUCAGGGUCGGCAGUGCCGACCCACACAUUUAUUAUAUAUAGAUUUUUUAAUAUUUGUAUCUGUGAAGUAAAAAAAAUCUGUCGGAUAAUACAGACUAAAUUUUAUUCAUGGUUUUUAAAAGAAUUUGAUCAAUCCGAGCGUUAAAGUGAUCCCUGCGCAUAACAGACUUCUCAAAAAAUGAAUGAUCCGAGCCAUUCAUCUGACUUUUCGGCUAGCCGUACCCAACUCAUCCGUAACUUGACGAUUUACACGUAAAACUCAACGAAAUAACAAGUCGAUGAGGAAGCGAACAUACAUUCUCUCCGUAGGCUUUAAGCGGCAGGCACGGCAUAUUUAAAUCUGCCGGUCGGUGUUUCGUUUGGAGUUUAGAAGCAUCGGCAGAAAUUGUCAAAAAUAUUCACGUCGUUUUACGUCGUUUAAUUGAUAUUGUAAUUUUUUUAAGUUGUCAGGAAUGAUCAUUUAGUGGACAUGAUGGAUCGAAGCAUUUUGUUAAAAAUCAAAGUAAUUAUAGAGAAUUAAUAAAAUUACACUUUCUGAGACACUUUCUGAUUCGAAGUGUAUUCGUAAUACAGAAUGAACUAAUACUUAUAAUCAAAUAGUUACAUUUUGAAAAACGUUAUUUAAUCUGAGAUUUAGAAAACCAUUAUUUGCUUUUCGCUGGAAGUAGAUGAAACUUCUGAUUAUCAUGUCAUUCACAAUUAUCAAUUAUUGUUGUUCGAUACGCGUUACGUGGUAAUAUUUAUGAGAGGUUUUUAGGUUUUAGAGACGUGAGUAAAAGCAAUAAGGCAGAAUAUAUUUUUGGUGUUUUAAAGAACAGAUUAAAAUUUUUUGAUAUCAAAAAUAAAUUGGUAGGACAAACUGGGGCAAUCUUAUGACGGCGUUGCUGUGAUGUGUGGUGAAUUGAAUGGUCUCCAGGCAAAAGUUAAAACUAUUGCAUCACAAGCUUUAUUUACUCACUAUUAUGCGCAUAUAAUGAAUUUAGUUUUGCAUGAUACGUGUAAAAAAAUAAAGAAUAUCGUCUUUUCUUGCCAGUUUAGCUCACCUAAACGGAUUAUAGAUACUCGUUUUUCGAAUUUUGAAGAUUUGCAAAUUUUUGACCUCUUUGACGAUUCAAAAUUUAAAAGUUACCUUCGCCAAAGAAUUUCCAAGAUAUUUAUUAUUACAAGUUAGGUACUUAAAAAUUAUGCCGAUCCAAAUAUUUUCAGAAAGUGGGAUAAGUUACAAAAUAUGUAUGUAUAAUUCUAUGUAGUAAGUACUGCAAUUCAUUACAACAAACUGUUCAUCAAUUUUCUUAUUACCACUACCACCAAUUUCUGCCUCAAGCCUCAAAUAAACGGGAUUUAUCUUGUUUCAAAAGAAUCAACACGUAUUGUCGAAACACCAUGAAACAAGAGAGAAUGUCAAGUACAUCAAAUAAAAAAAAACAAAAAACAACAAAAUCUCCUAUGAUGAUUUAAGCCUUUUAGUUUGAUGGUAUACCUAUAUGAGGAGACAAAAAACCUUGCCGACCCUGUCUACAAGGCCACGAGCCGCCACUGAUUCUAAGCAUACGUCGAUAUAUUUCCAUUUCAAAGAACUCGACGCAGGUCCAAGCUUUUACUCUAUAUAACAAGAGCACCUACACGUAGGUAUUAUUUGACAAAUCUAAGCUUGGUUAUUAUUCUCGGGCUUUUCAGUUUCUGGGUGCGAGAAGUCUUCAUUUUAAAGAAAUUUAAUCUUGUGAUUUCUAUCCCUGUUCUUAGUUCAAGGUCUGGGUCUAGAUUGCCUGUUAUCCAAGUAUUUGAAAUUUGUUACUUAUUCUAAUGACCUCUCGCAGAUAGUUUUGUUUGUCUGCAAGUUUCGGCCUAUCUUAAUUGUAGUAGAACUAAUGGGUCGAAAUCAUCGCCUUGUUUGGUUAGUUUAUUUAACAGAAGUUAGAAGUUGGAGAUCUGCACUAUCUUCUAACAUCGAUCUAUCAAACACAAUCGAAAGUUAAAGUACUCACAAAAAUCGUAGCAAUGAAUGGGAAGGUUAUUUAUGGAAAAAAGAGUGAGCUUACAAAUUUAGCAAUAAGAUUAGUGUUGUACUCUGUCUCACAUAUCAAAACAAUUUUUAUCUUAAUAAGUAGUAAGCAAUAAAGCAUCUGGUAAAAUGGUAUUGAGACGUGUCGCUACAGAAUUUGUCCUCUCCUCUUUAAUAAUUUAUCAAAAUAGCACUGAAUUUAUAAAUGCCAUAAAAAGACAAAUUUUAAGCGAAAAUUUAUUCAUCCUAAUUCUAGGAUCUAACAACUAGUUGCAUUAAAGCUUAAUUAUCCAGACAAAAAAUACGUAUAGAUAUUUGUCUUUGCAUUAGUAGGUUACCUUUGUAGAAUCCUACAUAUAAGUGAAUGCCGUGUAGCUCAAACUUUGCUCUUGCUCACUUAUGAUCCCGUUAACCUUAUUGACAACGAUUUUUAUUGUUUUUGUCAAUAAAAUAGAAGCAUGUAUAUUCUGGCAUGAUUCCAAUGCGAGGAAAAUUUUAGUGCCUUAGCUUUAUUUUCCCUUAUACUUAUCGUGUUAAAAAAAUUUAUUUGAUGAGAAUUUGAUGAGUUGCGAAUACAAAUAGGAUGGUGACUUUGAAUGGUGAAAUGAUUGUAAAAAAUAAUGGAUAUAUAUUAUAUUAAGGAUUGGAAUUACAUAGCAAUGGAAAAAUGUAUAUUAUGAUGCAUGCAGAAAUGUUAGGAAUGGAAUGGAUAAAGUAGAUGGAGUCGAAUGGUGUCGUGUAACUAAAAAAUUGCAAAUAAACUGACAAGCACAUGAUUUAAUGCCCAUAUAAAACAAGCUGUAACGUAUGGAACUAAGUGCUGACCAGUUAAAAGCAAAACAAAACAACGAAUAAAAAAAGGAUAAAAUGACGAACAAAUUUAUUAAAGUGUAGUCUCGUUGUAACAGCAAUUGAUGCUAAAAUAAGAUAGCAUAAGUUGAGUCCACAAACUUCAAGUGGCUCAGAAAGCUAUGGAACCGAGAUUGCUCAAGACUAAGCUCAGUGAUCGUAAAUCCAAUGAAGAAAUAAUAAGACGAUCAAAAUGAUCAGAUGUGAUCCAAAAAAUUGCCAUGUUAAAAUAAAAUUGGACAGGACACCUAGGAAGAACGUUGCACAAUACAUAUGAAGGGAAUUAAUACUUGUAUGUUUUAUUGUAGAAAGGGGAGAAAUGUAAUAAGGCAAGCCGACCAUGGAUAGAGAUAAUGCAAACAUAAUGAUAAUUGUGAUCUAGAAUCAGUUGUCCAUCCUUUGGAUAUUAUUUUCUAUUUCUGUUUUGUUAGUUAAAAAUAUGCAACACAAUGACUUCUUGCAUUGAUAUGCAACUCUAUAAAAAAGCGUUUUUCUUGUCAAAUGUCAAAGUGAUUCCGUUUGUAGCAAUCCUGUGGGCUAAAUCGAAACUAUUCAGCUUGCGCUCGUACAUACGCAUCCAGCUGAAAUACAGGCUGUUUGGUUUUAAAUUAAAUAUACACCCUAUACUUGGCAACAGCGCGCUGUCGAGUACGAAAGAGAUUUACGCCGAUUCAUGCUGAUUCGCGCCGAUUCAUACUGAUUCGCGCCGAUUCAUGCUGAUUCGCGCCGAUUCUAAACACUCCGUCCUCCUCCGCCAUUUACAUCCUCAUCACCGACGAUAGACCAUUCCCAGGUGACGUCAUUUGACAGCCGCUGAAGGGCAAACAUCAUUUGUUAAACAAAGUAGGUACAUUUAAUGCAGAAAACCAUUGUUUAAUUUAAGAAUAUCGUUAAAACGGCAGCGUUUUGUUCACUUUUAAAUUGUUUCGGGACACGUGAAGGAGAUAAAGUGAGUUUUUUAGAAUAUUUGCCGUAUUUAAAGAUCGAGGUAUUUUCGAGAUCAAAAGAACGACGAGAAUUGUAAGUUAAGAAUACCGAUGUUCUAAUUUUACUGGGUUUUUCCAUCCCCUGUGAGAGUGUCAUAAUAUCCAAUAUUUGACAUUUUUGCAGUUAAAACCAAAACGAGGACAAAACAAAAAGUGCACUGAAAACACAAUGUUUGCCCCUCAGUGACGCUGUCAAAUUCACGUGACCUGGAAUGGUCUAUAGAGGAAUAAGCAAUGUUGCCGAUUUUAGCGCUUCGUUCAGUGAGCUAUAUCUAAUCGAAAUCUAAAUGUAUCUCAUAAAUUAACUAUUGUAUCCAAUAAUCUGCCGGUCAAUUUUUUGAAGCAAUGUUAAUAAAUUCAUUUUAUAGAAAAAACAUUUUUAUGGGUACUAACUAUGAGUCUUUUGUAUAAAAUGUAUAAAGUAGUAUAUAAAAGAUAUAUCUCGGAGUGUAAUGUAUCACGUACCCAUAAGAAUCACAAUCAUUUUUUUAUACAGGGUGUUUGGUAAAGAAUGGGCCAUAGCUGAACCUUAGAUUCCUGAGCUUAAAAUAGGUCGAUUUAAGCUAAGUUACCUUAGUACGAAAGUUGAUAAUAACUAAAAUAAAGGGUGUCAAAGUUAAACUUUUAUUUUAUUUAUUCUUGAAUAUUUCCUGACACGCAUGAGCUAAUAACACGAAAUUUGGAAAACGGGGUUUUUUGGGACGAGAAAUCUAAAUUCGCCACCAAGAAUGAUGUAUUACCCAAAGGGCGCCACAUACGUCUUUCAGCGCUCAUUUAAUACGUUCAAUUUUUUUAUCCCCCACUCUACAUACUUUCUGAAUCAAAAUUUUUUAAUUUCUCUUAAUAUUUUCACUUAAAAAAGGUACACUACAUUUAUCUCGCUAAAAUUAACUGUUUUCGAAAUAAACGCAUUUUAAAUCUGCGAUGCAACAUAAUAUCUUAGUUACACCCAAAAAAUAAACUUAAAGCCAUAAUAAUUUCCAAAAAUGUACCACAAAUUUCUUCUAAUGGAAUCUGUGAUGCAAUAACAUAAAUAUGAGAACUUGCACAAUUAUUAUGGUUUUAAGUUUAUUUUUAGGGUGUAUGAUGAUAUGCAAAAAAUUAUGUUGCAUCUCAGAUUUAAAACGCGUUUAUUACGAAAACGGUUAAGUUUAGCGAGAUGAAUGUAGUAUACCUUUUUUAAGUAAAAAUAUUAAGAGAAUAAAAAUUUUGAUUCAAAAAGUAUGCAGAGUGGGGGAUAAAAAAAUUGAUAUUAUUAACUGAGCGCUGAAAGACGUAUGUGGCGCCAUCUGGAUAAUACAUCAUUUUUAGUGGCGAAUUUAGAUUUCUCGUCCCAAAAAACUCCCGCUUGCCAAAUUUUGUGUUGUUAGCUCAUGCCUGUCAGGAAAUAUUCAAGAAUAAAUA
Molecule: messenger RNA, 9700 nt
Organism: Diabrotica virgifera virgifera (western corn rootworm)
Lineage: Eukaryota; Metazoa; Arthropoda; Insecta; Coleoptera; Chrysomelidae
Gene: qvr
Product: protein quiver
Exons: 4
Coding region: 310-753 (147 amino acids)
Biological process (GO): sleep; positive regulation of voltage-gated potassium channel activity; regulation of synaptic transmission, cholinergic
Source: RefSeq, a predicted model, not a curated record